AUGGGUAGCACUGGAAGUGAUGUCUUCACUGAGAUAGGGUUUACAAAUUGGAGGAAAGGACCCGAAAAUCUUCGAGUCCAUGAGGGAGGUGUUGGAAGUCUUUAUAAAAAAGUUGUACAACAAGCUAGAGAUUUGAUGACACAAAAACAACACAUUGAAACAUUUGUGAUUAAGCAAACUGAUGAAGCUUGCAUUAAUUAUCGUACUUUAUUGAGUGCCUCACUUGAGUGCACAAGAUGGUUGUUGGGACAAGGCUUGCCUUUUCGUGGCCACGAUGAAUCGUUGAAAUCAAGCAAUAGGGGUAAUUAUUUGGAGCUUAUGCAAUUUCUUUCCAAGCAUAAUGAACAAGUUAGGAACGUUGUGUUUGAGAACGCUCCCAAGAAUCUUAAGUAUACUUCUUCUGAUAUUCAAAAAGAUCUUGUUCGUGCUUGUGCCAUUGAAAUUGUAGAUGCAAUCACUAAAGAUAUGGAAGGUGCAUUUUUUUCUCUUUUGGUUGAUGGAGCACGUGAUUCUUCAACUAAAGAGCAAAUAGCAAUGGUAUUGCGUUAUGUGAACAAAAAAGGAGAAGCAAUUGAAAAGUUUUUGGGUGUUCAACAUGUCUCCUCUACAACUAGUAGCUCGCUUGAAGAGGCCAUUGAGAGAUUGUUUGCUACAACAAAUUUGAGUAUGUCCAAGUUACGAGGACAAGGCUAUGAUAGAUCUAGUAAUAUGAAAGCUCUUGUAUUCGUGGCAAAGGAAAAUGUGGAUGUUGCCAAUUUCUUCAUCAAUGCUAGUAGUUUGGUGAAUCUUAUUGGAUCAUCGUGUAAGCGUCGUGAUGCAUUUAGAGAGAAACAACAAGAACAAAUUCAGAAAGCUCUUGAUCUUGGUAAUCUUGAAACGGGUAAAAGGUUAGAUCAAGAAAGUAGUCUCAUGCGUCCAUGUGAUAUACGGUGGAACUCGCAUUAUGGUACUAUAGUUAGUAUUAUUGUUAUGUUUGAAGUUGUGGUGGAGGUGGUUGAAUGGAUUAAAAGUGAUCGCAACCAAGAUAAUCUCAGUAAAGCAACUAGGUUAUUCAAAGACAUACAAACUUUUGAUUUUGUGUUCCACUUUUUCUUGAUAAGACUUAUAUUUGGAAUUACAAAUGAGUUAUCACAAACAUUGCAAAAGAAAGAUCAAGAUAUUGUGAAUGCGAUGGCGUUGGUGGAAGUAUGCAAGCAAAGACUACAAUCUUUGAAAAAUGAUGACAUUGGGGACUUGUUUCAUGAUGUAGAAAAGUUUUGUGAGGAGCAUGAUAUUAUCGUUCCUAACAUGGAGGAUUUGCAUUUCGUACCUGAAAAAUCAAGGCAUAAAGCUCCAAAAAUCACAAACUUCGAUUACUAUUGUGUGGACCUCUAUUUUCAAGUCCUUGAUAUGCAACUAAAUGAAUUGAAUGAUCACUUCAAUGAGGUAAACACCAAGUUGCUUCUUUUUAUGGGAGUCUGGUGA
Molecule: messenger RNA, 1464 nt
Organism: Malus domestica (apple)
Lineage: Eukaryota; Viridiplantae; Streptophyta; Magnoliopsida; Rosales; Rosaceae
Source: RefSeq, a predicted model, not a curated record